CCGCACCAGUCCGCGCUAUGCCGGAAAAAUAAAUCGCGAGCGAAGGUAGGACAACAAUACGGUGGUGACGGUAGACGGCAGCUUGGGUGUGCGGCUUUAGCGAUCCGUGAAUCGCUAACGUAACACUCAUCGUCGAUGGUUGCCGUACAGUUUUUGUUAGUUUUGCUUCUCGCAGUUGCUAAAGUUCCUUACAGCCUCUCCGACGUUGCUUUGCGCCGUACGUUGCCGAACAGAGCGUCGAAAUACCAACUGUAAGCCUUGUGACAUGCUUUUCUCUCUCCGUUAAAGCAGUCACGGCGCACAGAGCGACUUCUCCAAAUAAAUUAGGCGCUCAUCUACUGAUAUGUGAGCAGGCGACGCCGAGAAACAACUAGUGCUUCAUGGUUUUCAUUCCCCAGGAGUCCUUAUCAAGACAGAUGGAAAGGCGGAUACGAUUAAAAACGCUCAACAAUCACAUCAUUUGCAAGAUAUGCAAGGGGUAUUUAAUCGAUGCUACUACGGUCACGGAAUGUCUGCACACGUUCUGUAAAAGCUGCUUGGUCAAACAUUUGGAGGACAACAACACAUGCCCGACCUGUGAAAUUGUAAUCCAUCAGAGCUAUCCCCUGCAGUACAUCAGCUACGACAGGACUAUGCAGGACAUUGUGUACAAGCUGGUGCCAAAUCUUCAGUACAAUGAAAUGAAGAGAGAGCGAGAUUUCUAUCGGCGCAAAGGUCUUCCGUGUCCGAAGGCCCACAAUCCUGGGCUGCUCAAUGAAAAGGAUGCAGGUUCCAAGGCAUCAUCCUCAAAGGAAGAUGAGGCAGAUUGCCACAGAUCGGAUGAGCAAGUCAACAUACUGCUGGAGUCGGACAGCGUCCAGCUGAAGCAAAUGCGGCGCAAGUUCAUUCGAUGCUCUUCUCAGGCCACCAUCACGCACUUGAAGAAGUUUAUUGCAAAGAAGCUGUUCAACAACCUUGACAGAUACAAAGAGGUUGAGAUCCUUUGUAACCAGGAGAUACUAGGCAAGGACCACACAUUGAAGUUUGUCUACGUCACACGAUGGAGGUUUAAGGAGCCUCCACUGAAGCUGUACUACAGGCCUAAGGUGGAGUUGUGACAGCAAGAACUGCGAUGCAAGUCCAAGGUCUUAGUAGGUGCCACUGGACUGUGAGCUUGGGGAAAAACAA
Rhipicephalus sanguineus (brown dog tick) is the source of this 1167-nucleotide messenger RNA. It is a transcript of the gene l(3)73Ah, whose product is annotated as polycomb group RING finger protein 3. Gene Ontology annotation, cellular component: PRC1 complex. The transcript is spliced from 8 exons. The record is from RefSeq and is a predicted model, not a curated record. Bases 381 to 1097 code for a protein of 238 amino acids. Gene Ontology annotation, biological process: regulation of transcription by RNA polymerase II. Lineage: Eukaryota; Metazoa; Arthropoda; Arachnida; Ixodida; Ixodidae.